UGUGCGUUUGCGAGUAGAUACUCGAUCAAUGUGAGUUCUUCAAUUAUCCUAAAAUAUAUUGUUCAUCUGUUUUUCUAGUUCGUAAAUUUAUAAUUUUAAAUAUAUGGCACCUACGGUUAAAAAACCAGAGACGGCUGCCGCCGCAGCACCUGCAAAAGGUUCCAAAAAGAAGCCUCAUGGCACCCCCAGAAAUUAUGAUUUAGGUAAUGGAGUAGUGAGGUUCUCAAGGUCUCGUACCUAUCACAAGAAAGCCUUAUAUAAAUUCAUGGGAAAGAAAACAGCCAAGGCCGAAACACCAAAGAAGCCAGUAUCUGUUGAAAAACCAAUUGGUGGUGACAAGAAUGGUGGUACCCGUACAGUCAAGCUUCACAAGAGGCACGGACUCUACCCAACACAAAAGGAAAUUGCUAAGCACCCAUCUAAGAAAUGUUUCCGCCAUCACAAACGCCAUUUGCGACCAACUUUGCAGCCUGGUACAAUUUGCAUUGUUUUAGCUGGACAACAUAAAGGAAAACGUGUAGUUCUUCUUAAACAGUUGGACUCUGGAUUGUUACUUGUUACAGGUCCCUUCUUAAUCAAUGCAUGCCCAUUGCGUCGCAUUUCCCAAAACUAUGUCAUUGCCACCUCUACCCGAUUAGACGUUAGUGGAGUUAAAUUACCAGAACACAUCAAUGAUGAUUAUUUCAAAAGGCAAAAGAACAAGCGUGCAAAGAAAGAGGAAGGUGAUAUUUUUGCUGCCAAGAAAGAGGCUUAUAAACCAACUGAGCAAAGGAAGAAUGACCAAAAGCUUGUAGACAAAAUGGUUUUAGGAGUAAUCAAGAAGCACCCAGACCACAAACUUUUGUAUACAUAUUUGUCAGCUAUGUUUGGUUUGAAAUCUUCCCAAUAUCCACAUCGUAUGAAGUUCUAAAUACUAUAUUCAUAAAAUAAAUUGAACUUCUCAAA
Messenger RNA from Ctenocephalides felis (cat flea), 945 nucleotides. It is a transcript of the gene RpL6, whose product is annotated as 60S ribosomal protein L6. Gene Ontology annotation, cellular component: ribosome; cytosolic large ribosomal subunit. The record is from RefSeq and is a predicted model, not a curated record. Bases 104 to 910 code for a protein of 268 amino acids. Gene Ontology annotation, molecular function: RNA binding; structural constituent of ribosome. NCBI's taxonomy places the organism in Eukaryota, Metazoa, Arthropoda, Insecta, Siphonaptera, Pulicidae. The transcript is spliced from 5 exons. Gene Ontology annotation, biological process: cytoplasmic translation; ribosomal large subunit assembly.